Molecule: messenger RNA, 2616 nt
Organism: Apis florea (little honeybee)
Lineage: Eukaryota; Metazoa; Arthropoda; Insecta; Hymenoptera; Apidae
Gene: Tm1
Product: tropomyosin 1
Source: RefSeq, a predicted model, not a curated record
GAGUAAUGACGUUUAAGCGCCAUAAGAUGUCGCAGCAAUCGUGCGCAAGCGCUUCACGAGGGAUGAAUAGAUUCCUCGCGAAGUAAGCGCACAGUCGAGCGUUAGUACGCGAAGCUGCCGUUUCGUUUGUUCGGUGAUUCUCGGCAAACUUCGGUUUCGUAUUAUAGUUGACGGGUAGUAGGGGUAACCUGAAUCGAGCAUAGAGCAAUAGACGGAGAAAGAGAGAGAGAAAGCAAGAUAGAAAUCAGACCAGGACGGUGCAGAGAGCGGAGACCAGCGUGUCUCCUCUCGUGCAUGCGUUCGCUUGUCAGGACUGUGUGUGUGUGUACAACACAAAGAAAGAGACAAAAAGACGUAUGCGUGGCGCGGUGAGAAACGUGUUACGAACAGUGACAGACAAGAUGGCGGUGUACUUUGUGCAGUGGUAGUAAUAGUGGUGCGUAGAGCACAUUAAAAAGAGUAGUGGAACGAAGGGGGUUAGUAAAGGGUUGGCAGCUGGUUAGUAUGGAACCAGCUCUGACGUCGACCACGAGACGUCGCGGUCAUCAACAUCAUCCGCGACACGCUACGCGCCGACGUCUCGACGCCUCCAGCAGAGGACCCGCGCAGUGUGGCCCUGCUGAUAUCGUUAAAGAUACGGCGAUCAGAAAUAACGAAACAUCAACAACUACAACGUCACCGAAGCUUGAUGAAAAAAGCAAUGUCAUCGAUACAGAAUGUUCCACUGCGGUGACAGUGCCCACAAUCGGCACGAGGUGGCUUCGUGAUCCGACGGCCACGGUGUCCACGAAAGAUGUAACAUCGAAUGAAGAUUCAAAUAAGAUAAAAUAUAAUCUCGAGCAUGAUAGAGAAGAAAACAUCCGUCAUAGGCUCGCGCAGUGUAGCCUGGAUGUUCUUGACGAACGACACGAACAAUUUGUUCGUAAAAGAAACGAAAAUGAGAACUUUGAUAGUUAUAAAAUGGAAGAAGUAUUGGACAAUUCUGAAUUAAAACCACGUGGGAAUGAAAUAUGCGAAAAUAAAUCUGACGAAGAAAAGAGAAAAAAAGAAAAUUCGCCGGAGCCUGAGCACGCGGUCGCGAGGGCUCGCGGUGAUGGAAACUCUGACGACGAAUCAACUAAUGUCGAGGAGGAUCCUGAACUUGCUGAACUUGCCAAGUUGAGGUGUCCUAGUGAAAGAACCGAGGUACAAGCUGAAAGAGAAGCUAAAAGAAGAAAGAGAUGCGCUGAUUAUCCUGGAUUAGCUUUUGGAUGGUCUAUAUUCUCCAGCGACACAAUGAUGAAAUUCGGUCUCAUAAGGAACGAAUUGCAGAAUAUUAUGGGAAACCAGCUAAAACGGGCUGAGUCCGAAGUAGCCGCUCUGAAUCGUCGUAUCCAAUUGUUGGAGGAGGACCUCGAGAGAUCGGAGGAACGCCUUGCAACGGCCACUGCUAAAUUGGCAGAGGCGUCGCAAGCAGCGGAUGAGAGCGAACGGAUACGCAAGGCACUCGAAAACCGUACCAAUAUGGAAGAUGACCGGGUAUCCCUGUUGGAGCAGCAGCUAGCACAGGCUAAACUGAUCGCCGAGGAGGCGGAUAAAAAAUACGAGGAGGUUGCCAGAAAACUAGUCAUGAUGGAACAAGAUCUUGAGCGCGCCGAGGAGAAGGCGGAACUUUCGGAAGGGAAGAUCGUUGAGCUCGAAGAAGAAUUACGCGUAGUUGGCAACAAUCUGAAAUCCCUUGAGGUCUCCGAAGAGAAGGCCAACCAGCGUGAAGAGGAGUACAAGAACCAAAUUAAGACUCUUACCUCUCGCCUAAAGGAGGCGACACAGAGAGAGGAGACUUUCGUGGGCCAGGUGAAGAUAUUGGAUAGUCAAUUGAAAGAGGCUGAAGCUCGUGCCGAGUUCGCGGAAAGAUCGGUGCAGAAGUUGCAGAAGGAGGUCGACAGGCUCGAAGACGAGCUCGUACACGAGAAGGAAAAGUACAAAUACAUCUGCGACGAUCUGGACCUCACCUUUACCGAGUUGAUCGAGAAGAAUUAAUUAAUAAUCAGUGCUCCUAUGUGUUCAUCAACUGUGUCCAAAUAAUUGGCCGGGCUUGUGUAUCUACGAACACGAGCGGAUACGUUAUCAUGGUCAUUUUGUGAAACCAGCCAAUUCGCUUAUAUUAUUAUUAUUAUUAUUAUUAUUAUAUUCAAAUUUGCAUUGUUGCAUCUAAAACAUAUACGUUCCGCGUUCCUUCACGUUCGAUUCCUUUUUUUUUUUUGCUUCCUUUUUGAUUCGAUUAAUGACUUUAUUCUCAGGUUUAUAUUUAUCCCUUAUUCUUUUUUUCUAUUUUUUCCUGCUUUUCUUUUUUGUAAAUCGUUCGACGAUCCUAUAUUCUAAAUAAAAAUUAGUCGAAUCACUCAUUCACAUUGCGAUUUCGCGAUAAAACGUAUUUGGUAAGUACUCAUUUUCGAUGAUACGCGAUUUUCUUUAUUCGCUGCGAAACGUUGACAUCGAUCCUUGUAACUAGGCAAUCAGGCAAAUAAAAUUUUAGCCUUAAAGCUAGUGUCUUCUUUCAUUGUCAAUUAUUAUACUAUUAUAAACUAUAUUCUAAGAACACUAACUAUGAGUUUCAAUAAAGAUAUAUAAAUUACA